This is a messenger RNA of Pseudomyrmex gracilis, 4765 nucleotides long. RefSeq names its product PHD finger protein 20 (gene MBD-R2). Gene Ontology annotation, biological process: regulation of transcription by RNA polymerase II. Bases 285 to 4457 code for a protein of 1390 amino acids. Lineage: Eukaryota; Metazoa; Arthropoda; Insecta; Hymenoptera; Formicidae. Gene Ontology annotation, molecular function: DNA binding. The record is from RefSeq and is a predicted model, not a curated record. Gene Ontology annotation, cellular component: nucleus; NSL complex. The transcript has 18 exons.
AAGCGAAACGUUUGGUUCGAUAGUGUCGCGAACGUCUGCGGAGCGCGAGCAGACCGAGCCGAGUUGGGCCUGUGCGGUUUGCACUCGCGUACGUCGAAGGCGGAAAGUGUGAUUCGUGUUUCGCGCGAGAAGCGAGUGAUGUCGACAAUUUCGUUUGGGAGCGAACCGGGUUUCGAGAGAUGAGUGUUGUUCACCAAGGCGCUUGAUUUCCCCCGGCUUCCGUUUCUUGGCAAGUGUCCUUCUAAAUGCCGACACGCCGCAACAUAAAUGCCGGUGGCGUGUAAAUGAAGCGGCGACGUAUAUCGCGCGUCGAGGGGAGGGUAUCGUCCGCUGUAACCGCGACAGCGGCAUCGGCAGCGGUUGCGGCGGCGGCGGCGGCGACGACGACGACAGCGGCGGUAGCGGCGGCGGCGGCGGGGGCGAUGGGAAUGGCGCGCAAAUGCUGCGUGCGUAGCUGCGAGGCGGACGUGCAGGAGGCGCGCGCCAAAGGACUGCCGUUUCACAAGUUUCCCAAGGACGCCGCGUUGCGGGACAGGUGGUUGGCAAGCGGCGGAUUUGAGGAGAGUUUCAAACCGACGCCGGGACAGGUCGUCUGCCAUAGACAUUUCAAAAGCGCCGACUACGAGACCGUUCGCGGCGGUCACAAAUUCCUGCUCAAGAAGGGCAGCGUUCCCUCGGUUUUUGCGGAUCAUGACACUCGUUCCGAGUUAUCAAAGUUGGAGCAUUCUGCCUCACCAUUAUCGUCAGAAGCGAGAACACCUAAAUCAGAUAGUUGUGGCGAGACCUGUUACUCAAGACCGGAAUCAUCUGCGGACUCCUUAACCAGCUUGGAAGUAGCGGAUAACGAAUUUAAAAUGACAACUCCGAAGGAAGAAAUGAAAGACAAACUCUCUGAAAAUUCUGACAGCAAAUUGAACACGGUGGCGAUGCAACUUGGUAUUGUUGAGUCAGGAACAACAAUGGAAACCAAUACCAAAGAUCUAAUGUUAAAGGAAGAAUUGAAGACCAUUGAAUUGUGUCCGAACAACAAGGAGUUUCAGAAAACGGAGGAAUUAAAACCGAAAGUUUUAAAUUGCGGUGGAUUAGACUUUUCUCCCGGUGCCAAAUUGGAAGCAAAAGACUUCAAUGAAAAAUGGUAUUCUGCAAAAGUGGUGGAAACAGAUUGGGACGAAAGAGAAGUUUUAAUACAUUUUGACAAGUGGAGUUCAAGAUUUGACGAGUGGAUACCAAUGGAUAGUUCCAGACUUCGACCAGCGAACGACCAACUGUGGAUCCUGCCGUCUUUGGAAACGGAGUAUUUGGUGGGAGAAAGGAUACUUGCUACAUGGGCAGACGGUAGAAAAUAUCCAGCAAAAGUCCGUGCGAUUUUGCCGAAUGAUAGGUAUAACGUGUUGUUCGAUGAUGGAUACGAGAAGAUCAUCAAGUCAUCGAAAAUGGAAAAAAUCGCCGCAACUCCAACCAAGCAAUUGAAUGAAGCAGACGGAUAUAUUGGCAGCAAGCAAGAAAGAAGAGAUAAGAAAAGGAAACACACAGUUAUGGAAUUGUUUCAUUCGAGAAAACGUACAAAAUCAGACAAAAGUACUGCUGAUAAAAUACCAAAGAAAGAAGAGACUAUCGUGAAAGAAAGUGAGGAAACUUAUGUAGAAAACAAGAUCAAAGUGGACGGCACGCUCUAUGAUGCUUGCUACGAUCCGGGUACAGAUUUAUUAAGAGGCUUCGAUGUGGCCAAUCCUGCAAAACUUAAAUCAUAUUCAAAGAAAAGCAAGAAAGAAACACCCAAACUUGACACAGAUCUGGAAGAAGAUGUCGGACCUGAAUGGAUCGACGGAGAACCACAAGGGAUAGAGGCUUAUAUUGUAGACGGUAACGACGGACCACGUCGAUCUAUAAUAGUGCCAGACAGAAGACUACCUCCUGGUUGGGAAAAGCACUUCACUCAAAGAAAAACUGGUUCGUCUGCUGGGAAGUGGGACGUUUUAUUUAUACAUAAACAGACUGGGAAAAAAUUUCGAUCCAGAAAUGACAUCAGAGUAUUUAUGGAGAAUCAAGGACAAUACGAUUUUGAUCCUGAAAAAUUCGAUUUUUGUAUACACCGCAGAAAACGGAAUAAUGUUCAUCGCGUGAAACACGAUGUUACACCAGAAGUACCAAAGAAAAUAAAAACUUUAUUACCUAAAACAAAACCACACACAGUGCCUACGUCCGAAAAUAUGUUACUCACUACAGUAACAAACAGUAGUAUUGAUAGUCCAUUCAAUACUUCUACUUCAACUCCUACAACUUCCGCUGAUGGCGAGAUGAUCUAUUCGGUUUUCAUCGGAUUAUGUGGCGGACUUCGCGUGGAAAUGGAAGAUAAUGCUUAUAAGUGCCCUAAGGAAGGAUGUAAUAAAAACUUUCGAAAAGAAAAUUUAUUGCAAAUGCAUAUUAAGCAUUAUCAUCCUGAAUAUUCUAAGUUCCUGGGAUCCACACCAAAAGUUGAAGAUUUGGCCUACGCAAGAACAAUUGGAGAAUCCAUAGAAGAUAUUAUUCCAAAAAAAUCGUCAACGUUCUUGGAGAAAAUAAACAAAUUCGGAAAGAAAAAAUCUCUACCGGAAAAGUCAUCGCCCGGUUUGUUGCAACAAUCGACAUUGAACACUGUACAACCGUCAUCUCCCUCGAUAUCAAUUGCGCCGGAACUGGACGAGGAAAUUGAUCAGUCAGAGAAGUGCAGUGAUUUGCAAAAAGAAGAUAUGAAAAUCGAGACAAUGUCUUCGAUAUCCAAUCAUAGCGUGGAAAUAGAUGAAGAUGUUGAAAAGAAAAGAGAGAAUAACUGUGCGUUAUCGCCUGGUACAUUGUUUGACAUGAAAGUCAAAGAGGAAAAACCGCAAGGUGGAAUCAAAACAUUGUUGCCUGUGAGACCACCUGGAUCAUCGGAGAUACAGAAAUCUGACAAGGUGAAAUCUCUGGACGAAACACCGCACAUCGAGCGUCCCAAGAUGCAAAAGAAAAAGCAACUUCCUGAGCAUGGCAUGAACUUGCCAGCUAAGGGAAAGAAACGACACGGUAUAUCAGAUCUUGCCGAUAGCUUUGGUGAUCUGGACGACAGUGCUAUGGACGCCGAGGGACCUACCGCGCUUAUGUACAGAUAUAGCAGGAGAAAAUCCGACUCCAAGAGUGACGAAAAUAGCCAAAAUAGUCAACUAAAUGAUUCUCGCAUUGAAAAAAGUGAUCCCUUAAAAGGGGAUGUAACCAAAACAGAUAUUAAUAAUGAUACAGAAGAAAGCGAAGGAGUGAUGAUGAUGAUCAAUGGCGAAUUGGUCAAAGUAGAACAACUUCGGAAAGAGGAAAUAAUAAAUUGCACUUGUGGCUAUAUGGAAGAAGACGGCCUAAUGAUACAAUGUGACCUUUGUCUCUGUUGGCAACACGGUCACUGUAAUGCAAUUGAAAGGGAACGGGAUGUUCCUGAAAAAUACAUUUGCUACAUAUGCCAACAUCCGUAUCGUCAAAGACUGUCUAAGAAAUAUUUUCACGAUCAGGAUUGGAUUAAAGAAGGAAAAUUGCCAAGUUUAUCUAAUCGAUCACGGAAUCAGUAUGUAAUAAAUCAAAGGACUGCGACGCUGAAACGUUCCUAUGAUCUAGUUGCGGCACUUUUACAAAUACAACGACUUCUUCAUAGUCUGCGUGUAAAAAUCAAUGUGGCUCAAAAGAAAGAUCAUCCUAAAUUAUAUCUGUGGGCGAAGAACUGGGAGAAGACGGAUUUACCAAAAAUAGACAUCGAACCGGUACCCAUAAUGGAAAUAACGAAAUCAACUGGCGGCACUGACACGGGAUCGGAGAAUUUACGACACACCGAGAUAAAAACGGAAGUCAAGUCGUUCAUAAAAGACGAUCAAGAUGAAAAAUCAAUUGCUUCGGAUUCGGAAUUAAUGAAAAUUUUGGAAGAGGACAGCACACAUUCUGACGAGUCCAAAAAGGAAGACUUGAUGAGUUCGCAAGAUAGUCAUAUACUUUUAGACGCGUUAACAAGCGGCAGUUCUGACGCAAAAGAAAAAAAUAACGUGCAAGAUGUUAUAUCAGACGUUAAAACGGAGAGCACAGAUCUGUCAACCGAGAAAACCACAAUCGAUUCUACAUCGGAGAAGCUUAACUCAGAACCGCUUAGUAACAGUAUGCAACAUGAGUCGAGUACAGCUGGUGUAGAAAACGAAAUUUCGACGCCACUGCAACCUUUCAUACCGGAGCCCGAGGCACCGAUCGAUCCAACUGAAUGUCGAAUGAGAUUGUUGGAGCACAUUGAACAUUUUCAAUGUCACAUCGAUUCCAAGUUGACAUCAAUAGAAGCACAAAUUUGUGCUCUGGAGGCAAUGGAUACGGAUGAAUUCGCAUCAGAUCCGCAAGUUCAACCUCGUACCAAACAAACAGUUCAGAUGUUACUUCGCGAUUUGGUUACACUCAGAAAAUUAGCGGCGUUAUGCUGAAGAUGUUAACAAAUUCAACACACAUAUAUAUAUAUAUAUAUAUAUAUAGGUAGAAAAUAUAAAAGUUGAUCUAUAAAUAUUUCUUAUACUGGCGUAACAAUGAGUAAAUUGAUAUGUGCGUAUGUGGGUGUUCACGUUGUGUGUGUGUGUAUUAGUUGCUGCGUAUGUGAAAAAGUAAUAUAUGAUGUAAUAUAUUAAAUCUACAAUUAAAUGAUAUUUUUGAACGUUGUUAACGUGUGUAUUGCAUCUUGACAUGUGAUAGAUAGAUGAUGUCAAUCCUCACAUUUCACGUUUUUGUUUAUUUAUAU